This is a messenger RNA of Neodiprion fabricii, 2317 nucleotides long. Its product is annotated as sorting nexin-24-like. The record is from RefSeq and is a predicted model, not a curated record. Gene Ontology annotation, molecular function: transmembrane transporter activity; phosphatidylinositol phosphate binding. Gene Ontology annotation, biological process: transmembrane transport. The coding region runs from base 356 to 1945 and encodes 529 amino acids. The transcript has 5 exons. NCBI's taxonomy places the organism in Eukaryota, Metazoa, Arthropoda, Insecta, Hymenoptera, Diprionidae.
UAGUAGUGUGUUCGGUAGUUUCCAACUAGGGCCACCAGAUAUCACCAGUGAACAGACGCCGUUAAUUGCUGGAAUGCGGGCAUUAACAUGUCCGAUGCAGGUUGACGCUACAGUUGUAGUCUGUUAUACUUCACAAUAAGGACUAAGAGAGCGUUGAAUCAUCACGUAAUCGACAGGACUGAAGUGAUCGUCACUCUGAAUGAACGAUUUACCGAUACAGAAAGAUGACGUAACAUUUUAACUAUCUCGUCGCUGUCAGCAGCACGGAGUAAACGAACAACGUUGACAGAGUUGUGCCCUGGGUGUACAGUGACGUCAUUGUGUAGCAGAGGCGGGAGAGGCUGCCAGAGAUGCGAUGUAUCAAGUUUUUAUCACCGGAUAUCGCUUGGUCGAAGUAUCGUACACUAAACCGUACCACGUUUACACAAUCGAGGUUUUACAGCCAAAUUCAAGUCUCAGGCACAUCGUCGAGAAGAGGUACAGUGAGUUCAACACCCUUCAUCGUAUGCUGAAAAAAGAUACAGAGGACACUGCACCUUUUCCCCCAAAACGUGUCAGAAAUUCGCAACUCAAAGUAUUGGAACAGAGAAGAUCGGCGUUAGAAUCGUAUAUGCAAAAGAUGCUCAGACUUUCCUCUACAAAACAGCAAGUUCUCAAUUUUUUAGGAAUUGAAAACCGUGCUCAAAACACAAGUGAAAGAAUGAAUGGCCAAGUAGGUAUCGGUGAUCCGAAACAGGUCCGGUCUCUCACAUUGAGACAUCAUCCCAUAUUGACUUUUCAAUGUGAUCCAUAUAUUCAGGCAAAUACUACGUCCAGUCUUCCAGACAUUGUCACAAACGGAGUACUUGUUGAAAACUCGAUGAAGCUCUCGAUCGCAUUUACCCAAAUAUAUCUUGCUCGUUACGCAGACAGUCUUCUACCACGGAAGUUGAUCGCAGCAUGCCUGAUAGUUUCAGGAGGAAUAAUGUUACUUUUUGGAAAAACAGAUAAUUACGAUGUGAUGGUCCUCUUGCUAGUGGUUUCAGGAUUGUUUCAAGGACUUAUAUGGCCAUCUUUAUGCAAGGUAUUUUUCUUCUGGAUCCAAGAUUCAAGAUUAAAUACGUUUUUUGGACUUCUUUCGCUAGCCGAAUAUUUCGGUAGCUUGAUGGCCAAUUAUCUGGCUAUCUUUUUACUUAAAAAAUUUUCUUGGACUUUUGUCUAUCCCCCCUUAAGUACCAUUGUCAUUAUCGUUUCUCUUCUUGCUCUUUUGAGCCUGUACCUUCCUUGGGAACUUCAUAUUGAUGUACCAGGUAGAAAUACACAGAAUAAGUUGUCUCGCCGAACCUCGUGGAUGGAAAUAUGGACACUGCCCGGGGUCUCAGAUCUUUCAAUUGCAGUUUUUACUCUUCGACUGGUCAGGAGCGCAAUCGUGUUCUGGGUUCCAAAUUUCUUUGUGCAAAAGGUUGGAUAUGACACUUACAAAGCCCAGGUAGCCUUAAGUAUUUACAAAAUCGGUCAUUUGUUCGGUUGCAUUGGGCUGGGGUGGAUGGCACGAAAAGAGACUGUCCUGAUACAGAGUCUUAUUUUACUUGGUAUAGGGACCUUAGGAUUUGUUAUAUUCUGGCUAACGAUUUCCUGGGGAUUCCUGUGGAGUAUUAACUUGCUUGCCAUGGUUGGUUUUGCAAUCGGUGGUCCCACUGCAGCCCUCAGUGCCUCUUUUGCAGUUUCUUUGGGUGAAUUGGAUGGUUGGAAGUCUGGAGGAGCAGUCGUUGGAGUAGUAAGCGGAUUCGGUGGUUUUGGAGAAGUGUUUGAAAGGGCUGUCGUCACAUUUGUGAUCGAAACUUACGGGUGGAACUCAAUGUUCAUACUGUUGACAAAUUUGUUAUGUUUUAGUGCCUUUUUAGUAAAUAGAGCACAUUUUGCGACCAGUAAUAAGCUCAUGAAUGGCAGACAAUACGUUAUAUAAAUAAUAUUGUUAUUUCGGCUGUAAGAAAAAAAUUUUUUAAACAUUUUUGAGAACUUGUAAACCAAGUACCUAAUUAUAAAUAAAAGUACCUUUAGUGCAUACAGUAUGAUGUGUACAAUUCCAAUUACAUAACUGCUUUAUUAUUAAUAUAGAAGUAAAAAUUAGAAUAAUACUUAGUUCCUUGCAAAAUUUUGCAGCAAGUCAAAUAAUUCGAGGCUCGAUACUGAUGUUAUAAAUAUAUUAUAGAUAGCACAUGGUAGAAAUUAAUGAAAAUGUAUUCCAGUGUUUACCAUGAGUAGCACCAUAGUCUAUUUGAGAGAGAUGUAGAUCUAUGUACAAGUAUUAAGUUAUACAUGUAAAAACAAUUUGUUU